Molecule: messenger RNA, 375 nt
Organism: Cavenderia fasciculata
Lineage: Eukaryota; Evosea; Eumycetozoa; Acytosteliales; Cavenderiaceae
Product: cellulose-binding domain-containing protein
Exons: 1
Coding region: 1-375 (124 amino acids)
Biological process (GO): extracellular matrix organization
Cellular component (GO): extracellular matrix
Molecular function (GO): carbohydrate binding; extracellular matrix structural constituent
Source: RefSeq, a predicted model, not a curated record
AUGAAAUCAUUAAUCUUUGUAUGUGCUAUGCUCCUUUGCAUUUCCUUUGUAGCUGCAAGUCACCCACUUGGUAUCCAACACAAGAUGAUUGGAACAUGGCAAACCAAUGGUCAAACCUUCUCUCAAUGGGAUAUUACCAUCACCAAUUAUGCCACCAGAAACAUCAAGCAAAUCGUCAUUGGUACUGAUGCCACUUGCCGUCUCCGUGACAACAGCUCCAUCUGGAACAUCAACAUUGUCCAAGGCAACUUUAUCGAUUUUGUCACUCUCCCAAGCCACCAAGACAUCAAUGCUGGUGCCUCUUACACUUUUGGUUACAUCAUCUAUGGUGCUGCUCCAGCCAACCUCUUUGUCAAGGCUGUCAUCUAUGCUUAA